AUGAUUGAGAAAAUUGAGAAUCAAGUUGGCAAACCAAAGAUCCCUGAAAUCAAAACACCAGGACAAGGCGGACAAGUUCUUGAAACACCUAAAAUCGAAGUUAUCCGUGAGCAAACUCCUGAUCGUAAAAGUUCACUAGCCCCAGGAAAUGAAAAUGCCAGUCAAGAAAGAAUCAUCAACACUAGUGUUGCAUUAAGUCCCAACAAAAUUUUAAAAUUAUUUCUUCUUAUGAUCUUUUCUUGA
This is a messenger RNA of Clunio marinus, 243 nucleotides long. The record is from the annotation of a GenBank genome assembly. NCBI's taxonomy places the organism in Eukaryota, Metazoa, Arthropoda, Insecta, Diptera, Chironomidae.